Magnolia sinica is the source of this 2412-nucleotide messenger RNA. Its product is annotated as pentatricopeptide repeat-containing protein At2g22410, mitochondrial-like. The transcript has a single exon. The record is from RefSeq and is a predicted model, not a curated record. The coding region runs from base 51 to 2144 and encodes 697 amino acids. Gene Ontology annotation, molecular function: protein binding; RNA binding. Gene Ontology annotation, biological process: RNA modification. NCBI's taxonomy places the organism in Eukaryota, Viridiplantae, Streptophyta, Magnoliopsida, Magnoliales, Magnoliaceae.
AUUUAAAUUUCUAAACUCUCUCUCUCUCUCUCUCUCUCUCUCUCUCUUCGAUGCUUCAACCUCUCAUCCAUCCAAUCUCCUUGUCCCUUCUCCUUUCACUCCCCAACGUUCUCUCUCCGAAAACAAAAAUUCAUCUCCAUUCCCUUCUCCCAAUCUCUUCCUCCCCUGCACCAAAACCCUCAUGGAAUUCAAACACCAAUCUAAUCAUCACCAACCCAGUCCUCUCCAUCAUGGAAUCUUGCAAUUCCAUGUCCCAAUUGAAGCAAAUCCAAGCCCACAUGACCCGCACCGGCCUAAUGGCCCACCGUUUCCCAGCAAGCCGUGUCCUCGCCUUCUGCGCUCUAUCCGAGUUUGGUGAUCUAAACCAUGCCCGCCUCGUCUUUGCCCAGAUCCAUGUACCCAAUAUCUAUAUGUGGAAUACCAUGAUUCGGGGUUACGCGAAAUCAAAGCAUCCCAAAAUGGGAUUUUCUCUGUUCCGCCGGAUGCUUCAAGAUCAAAUUGAAAUGGACAGGCGUACCUUCGUCUUUGCUCUCAAGACCUGCGAGCAGUUUCGGGAAAUCAUUGAGGGAGAAAGCCUUCAUUGUUUGAUUUUUAAAAUGGGUUUUUAUUCGGAUUUGUUGGUGAGAAAUGGGUUGAUGCAUUUUUAUGUGAAACAUGGUUUAUUGGUUUCAGCGCGCCAUCUGUUCGAUGGAAGCUCUGAAAGAGACGCUGUUUCAUGGACUACUAUGAUUGAUGGGUAUGCUCAAAAUAAUCUUCCGGAUGAGGCUUUGAAGUUCUUUUACUUGAUGGUUUCAGGAAAUGUCAAACCGAAUGAGGUUACCAUGAUUACGGUUCUGUCAGCUUGCUCUCAACUGGGAAUUCUGAGUUUGGGGAGAUCGAUUCAUGAAUAUAUAAACACAAAUGGUGUAAAUCAGAGUGUAAAUUUGCUAAACUCAUUGGUGGAUAUGUAUAUGAAGUGUGGGUGUUUGGAUAUUGCUAGAGAGGUGUUUGGCACGAUGGAAGUAAAGGAUGUCUUUUCAUGGACUAGUAUGAUUAAUGGGUGUGCAAAAUGUGGAGAUUUAAGCCUUGCAAGAAGGUAUUUUGAUGAGAUGCCCAAAAGGAAUGUGGUCUCUUGGAAUGCUAUGAUUGCUGGUUAUUCACAGACGAAUCAACCAAAGGAAGCAAUUGAUAUUUUUCAUCAGAUGAAGGCAUCAGGUUUAGGGCCGACGGAGAGUACUUUGGUUAGCGUGCUCUCAGCGUGUGCUCAGUUGGGCUGCUUGGAUCUUGGUAUGUGGAUCAAUCACUAUUACAUUGAUCAAAAAAGAGUCAAGUGUAGUGUAAUUUUGAUGAAUGCACUAGUUGACAUGUAUGCUAAAUGCGGGAGCAUCAAUACAGCCACAAGUUUGUUUGAUGAGAUGCUCGAGAGGGAUUUGGUGUCUUGGAAUUCCAUGAUUGCAGCAUAUGCUGUUCACGGUUAUGGGGAGAAGGCUCUUGUCCUCUUUGAGCAAAUGAAGAGUGAGGGUGUAAUGCCGGAUGAUAUCACAUUCAUCGGUGUCUUGUCUGCAUGUAGUCAUAGUGGACUGGUUAUCAAAGGCCGUGAGUAUUUCAUUAACAUGAGAAAUGUGUUUGGUGUGGAACCAAAGGUGGAACAUUACGCAUGCAUGAUUGAUCUGUUUGGUCGACUUGGGCUCCUAGAAGAGGCCUAUGAGUUGAUAACGAGCAUGCCGAUGGAACCUGAUGAAGCUGGGUGGGGUGCGCUUCUUAAUGCCUGCAGAAUGCAUGGGAAUGUGGAGUUAGGAAAGCUUGUGGCAGAUAAACUUUUAGAUUUGGACCCAGACGAUAGUGGUAUUUAUGUUCUAUUAUCUAAUAUGUAUGCUACUCGAAACAGAUGGGAGGAUGUAAAGAUGGUGAGACGGAUGAUGAGAGGCAGGGGAGUUAAGAAGACUCCUGGUUGUAGCUCAAUAGAGGUGGAUGGUAGGUUCCAUAAAUUCUUGGUUGCUGAUAAGUCGCACCCAUUAUCUAGAGAAAUAUAUUUGAUAUUGGAUGGAAUGUUCCUUGAGUUAAAGCUGGAAGGUUAUGUGCCAAAUACAUCCCAGUUAAUGGGUUUGAAACAGGUUAGUGAUGAUCCCAUUUUAACUAGAAGACAGAUGAUAUCUCAUGGUUAAUUUAUAUUUCAAUCCCAUUCUUUAUAGCAUUGUAAGCUGCUUCACAAUCAGUUCAAGACAAUCCAACAACGAUUGCUGCAAUUGUAGGCAGAUGUUCUACUUCUCAAUCAUCCAACUCUGUUAGGCAACAGGACCUUCCAGAGCACUCCUAGUUAAUGGAUUGAUCUUAAUGUAAGCACAAGUUUCCACCACAUGAUGGCAUAAAUGUAGAAUUAGUAUCCAGUUAGGAGUGAUGAAUGUGAACAGUUAGAUUUCCAAGCUUUGGUUA